CCUGGGAAAAGGGAAGCAGGCUUAAAAAUUGAAUUCCCCCCCAGCUUCUGAAGUUUGGUUUGCGAAACUUGCUUCUUUUUUAGUGUAAGUUUCCCCAACCAGGUACUACUCCGCCUGUGGCCCUGGAUAGUAACAAAGCAAACAAAGCCCGAACCCAAACCCGCCACCAUCAUAGAAAUCCAAAUCAGGAGUUCUCAACUUUGGCUACAUGUGUCAAUCACCUGGGGAGCUUUUAUCAGAGGCUAAGACUCACUGGAUGGAAUUAAGGAGCCAGUAAGGCCCUAUAAUUGCUGUGGAGAAUCUGUAAGCCAUGGCAUCUAAGAAAUUUGCUGUUAAAGUACUUGGUCAUGUGCAGCUUUCUGUAUCCUCAGGGAAUCCUGGAAAGAAUUCCUGAUGAAUGUGUGGGAAUUUUGCUGUACUGGUGGAUCUUCAUGUAUCGCCACAAGGUUCAAACAAAGAUACCAGCUGGUUUUCUGAACAGAAGAAAGAGGAAGUCUGUUUGCUGUUAAAAGAAACCAUUCUUUCAAGAGUUAAGGAGUACUUGGAAGUUCAUAAACAGCACAGGCCAUCAAAUACAGAAUUCACAAGAUCCAGUCCCUUGUCCUUAAAAGGUUAUGGCUUUCAGAUCACAGCCUAUUUCCUCAAGAGAGGGAUACACCUCCGCUGCAUCGAGAGCUCACAGAAUACUGAACUCCGUGUAUUCCCUGACAGAUUUGUGGUCUGUGUUAGUCAGCUUGAAUUUAAUCAUGAUAUUUUGGCAAAUCAGAAUGAAGAAUUGACAGAAAGAGCUCUCCACGGAGUGUCUGAUUAUUUUGCUGAGUGUGCUGAGAGUCUACUUCCUCCCAGUGCAAAGCUCAAGAGAAAUGCUCUGAAACAAAUUGCGAAAAGAACAAAAGCAAAAAGUAACGUGAAGAGCAAAUCACAGACCAGCAGAGACAUUGUGGGAACAUCUAGUGACUCAGUGAUUGCGGAGGUAGCAAGGAGGAGGGAUGAUGGUCAGGCCUCAUCAGAAUCCACAGGACAAGCAAAGGAUUACAUAAAGGCAGCUGAGUGCCACCAGAGGCUUCCUGUUCAAAAGCUGGAAAAUGUUAAUCAGACCCAGCCAGAAGACACUAGCAGCCAGCAAAAACCUCAUCCUGGGGAGCGGUCAAAGACAGGGCUUCUAAGCAGGAGCCCUGUCUAUAGCUGUGAGUCAGCAUCACCAGGUCCAAAGCAAAGUCCACGAGUAGCCAAAACACAACAGAAACGCAGGAACUGCGGCUCUGCGGAAGACUUCGACCACCACAAGAGAGUUUCUCUUGGAAGUGAUCGAUUAGUCCCAGGAGAAAUAAUACUGGAGAAAAGCACAGCUGUCAAUGUUUUGCCAAUUUUAGAGUUGUCAGAUCCGGGGUUACUUUUGAAACAAGAUUUGGCAAAAACCAUGUCUAAGGAAGAGUUGCAUGUUUUGGAAAAUCUCCCCUCCAGACAUCUUAUAAAAAAUAACCCAAGGCAGGCACAGCAAACGGGCUCAGCCACAAACACUGAAAGAUCAUCUGCAAUUCAAGGCAGCCCAACCAAGAAAAGAAAGAAAUUGCAAAGGAUUGCAAAGUCAUAGUUGAGGAUAAUAGUAGCCAAAUAUGUGACAAGAGCGCCAACAUGUAUAGAUGCUGAGACUUAAAAGGAAUUUGUUAGAAAGAUUUUGUUUGUUUGUUUCUAUCUUUAUCACAAUAUUGGGGAUUAAAACUAGGGUUUCGUACAUGCCAGGAAAAUCCUCUACCAAUGAGCUGCAUCCUCAGCCUUCCAAAUAGCUGGGAUUAUGGGCAUGUACCACCACGCCUGGCAAAAUGAUUAUUUUAAAUAAAACAGUACAUAUCCACAUUGGGGUUUGCUUUCCAGCAGUCACCUUCAGGAGGCUAUCUGUUUAUUCUAAUAAUGCUCUCUUUUCAUCAUACUUUAUAACUGUCUUCAGAAAUUGUAUUGAUAAAGAGCCAUCCACCUUGGUGGAGAGGAGACUAUUUGUGCAAGGACUGCAUGAAGAAACCAGUCACAUGUUCCUCCUUGACAUUACCAUGCAGACCUCAUGAUGGGACACAUGAAGACAGUGCCUCGUGCUAUAGUUAAGUUCUAGGGGUAUAGUGGAUCCUCCUGCUCCUCAGCUUCAGAAGGGGGCAGUGAAAGAAAAAGCCAGUGGUUCUAAACCACUGGGACCAGCAUCAUUGGAAACAUGAAUUAGAAAUGUGGGUGUCAAGCCCCACCCCAGACCUAUAGAAUGAGAAGCUCUUGGUGACUCUAAAAUAUGCCGAAGCCUGAGAACCACUGGACUAAUUGAAGUCUCCUUCAUGUUUAUUUCCUCCAGCCUGGCUCCCAUGGCCUCCAGCUCAUCAGCUGGGGCCACGUGUGGACAUGUACACCCUCAUAUUCCCUCAAACUUAUAAAACACCUGGGUUCAGUGUAUGAGUCACUCUGUUCCCAGAUUCUACAGUAUGACAGCCACAGCAUCGAGGGAGCUGUUACUUAUGCUUAUAAUUGCCGGAAGUUUACGGAUAAUUUAUCCCAGCAUUAGAGGAAGAAAUGGGAGAGACUUGCUCUUACUUGUAGCUCAGGCCUAUCCCUGUCCCUGCCCUUUCUUCCACCUCUAAGAUUUUGGUUAGGUUCAGGACAGACCAGAACCCAAGAGGAAGUCAGUGACCAAUGUUUAGUUUCCCAUUUGGAAGUCUUCACAGGCAAUUUAAGUUUCUUCUCUGGUCUCACAACUUACUCUUAAAAAGAUUAGAAGCUUGUGGUGGGGAUUGUGGCUCACCUAGCAUGUACGAGGCCCUGGGUUCGAUCCUCAGCACCACAUUAAAAAAAUAAAUAAAUAAAAUAAAGGUAUUGUGUCAACUACAACUAAAAAAAAAAAAUACUUAUAAAAAAAAAUAAGAAGCCUAAGAGGAGGUCAACCUCAGAAAUAUAAGAACCCUAAGAGGUCAACCUGGAAGUUUAAUCUGGACCUUACUUGUUCAGUAGAAGAUGGAACUUCAGGACUGUUCACCUUAAACACUUCAAGAAUAAAAUCACAGUUGUUUCUGAGAAACAGAUUUCUGAAAGGUAUUUGAAAUACAUUACCAAAAAGCACCUUAUGAAGAAAAAUCCUGCUGAUAGCAGUGGCACACACCUAUAAUCCUAGUGACUCAGAGGCUGAGGCAGGAGGAUCUCAAGUUCAAGGCCAGCCUCAGCAACUUAAGGAGGCCUUAAGCAACUUAAUGUCUCAAAAUUAAAAAAUAAGAAGGACUGAGAAUGUAAUUGUGGUAAAGUGCCCCUGGAUUCAAGCCCCAGUACAAAAAAAAAAAAAAAAAUCUUUGUGAUUGGCUUCAUGUGAUUAUACCUGAUAAGACUUAUAAACUUAGUUACUUCCAGAUUAGUCAAAGUCAAGAUUAGACAAGAUGAUAGUCUGAGAUCUAGGUGAAGCCUCUUGUUACAGGGCUUUGGUUCACAAUGUUAAAGAAUGAAGCAUUCACUCAAUUUCAUCCAAAAGUAGGAAAGAAAUCUUAUUCAAAGACCACCAAUGUAUCUUUUUCUGCUUACUAACAGGUGUUCCUUUGAAGUAGCAUCUCCCUUAUAUAAUAAGGAAAAUCAAGGGUAUUCCCCAAAGUGUUAAAAUUAGCAAAGAAAGCCCAAUAAAAUAAAAGAAAAUAGCAUGUGAGUGCUAUUAAUGCUCUCCAAUUGCAAACUCUCUCUCCCAGUAUCUGCUUUCCCCACUUGGAUUAUAUUGAAUGAAGCCCACCCAAAGGAAACCAUAUCUGAGAGCACCAUUGUGGGUCAUGAAGUUCAGUUAUGGUCAGAAAGCCUGGCUGCUGGAUGUAGAUGCUGUUGCUUUGUUGCUCUGGUGUUACAACAUUGACCUGGAAACCUGUCCUCUUCCUGCACCCCUAAGACCCAACAUAGCCCUUCCCACUGUGUCCUUUCUUUUCCCACCUGUUUCCCUUGUCAUAAUAGAUUCCAAUCUAAGAAUUCUAAAUAGGUGAAAAGGGAGCCCAACAGAAUGCUAAUAACCUCAGUGGAGCUGACUCUGUUUAUACAGUAGGGUUCGACUCUCAGAAUGAAAACUGCCUAAGAAGGUAUUUCAUCAGUUAACCUGGGCUUGAUGGUUAAGGCCAAACUUAAAAUGAUUUUCUUUCUAGAAAAGUCUUGGCUUGAGUGUUUAUUAUAUUUGGAGAAAACACAAUUCAUGAGAUCUAAUAAGGAAAAUAGCAACUUUGUGUUAUAGAUAGAUGUGGUCUUUCUCAGACUUCACACACAAUGGGUUCACAGCCCCAGCCCCUUUUAUAUUUUGAAUCUUGCUAAGUUACUGAGGCUGGCCUCUUACUUGUGAUCCUCCUACCUCAGCCUCUGGAGUCACUGGGAUUAUGGGCAUGGGCCACCACACCUGCCUUAAAUAACAUUUUAAUAGGUGUAUUUUUUUUCCCCUUUAACAUUCACAAGCAAGGAAGGUCUGGCAAGGCAAAGAGAAAUAUGCAUAUACUAUCUAGACAAAUAUGCAUAUAAUGUGUCAAAUACAAAGGAGCAAACAUUUAUGGAGAAUGGAGUGUGUGCAGCAAUUUUUUAGUUCCCUUUUUUUAAAUAUUCAAGGAGUGUGGAAAGUAUUGCAUUUUUUAAAAAAGGCUUUGGGGCUGGGAAUAUAGCUCAAUGGUAGAGGAAGCACUUUUCGUGUGCAAGGCGCAAGAUUUGAUCCAUGGCAUCACACACACACACUCAGAAAACCCCUCUUUAUUUUGAUUUAUGGAGAAUAUGGCUUAUCUCUGAAUGAAAUAUCCCAAAAUAUAUUCUCGGGACAACAAUGGGAUCACAGCAUAAUUGUUUUCUUUUUGCUAUCAUGUUUAGAUUUUGGCAUGGACUGUUGUGUAUAUUGAUGGCCUUUGAUUUCAGAAAGAGCUUGGCGAGGGCAGGCACAUAGGGGAAGGAAAUCUCUGCCCAGGAGAAUGGCCUGGAUUCAGUGUCCCCACUCCGAGUUUCCUUAAGCUCUUUGGCAGGCCCAACUGUAAUAUUUCCACAAAACUGUAGUGAGUGGCCCUCCCUUGAAGUAACCAGCCGCUUUCCUAAGAGCCAAAAAUUCUCUCUUCAGCGUGCUAUGACUUGAAUAUGGAAAUCAUCUUAAUUUCUUCUUUUUUCUUAUGAGGAAAUUUCCAUGCUUGGUUUGUCAAGACAAGAGAGUUCAUUCCUUCAUAUUGAAACACUAAUGAAUUGAAACAUGUUGAAGCAAGUAAAAAAAUCAAAAUUAAGCUGGUUUCUCUUAAAUAGUUUAAAGCCUUCCUUAGUAUAAAAUAAAUUAAGCAUUGUAAAAUGAAGUUAAUUCAGGUAAUUAUUCAGUGCAGAAGUCUAACCAUAUAUAUCAUUGGUAUUGUAAUUUCAGGGUAUAAUUAAAUUAUCUGAAAUCUGCAGAACUCCCUCUAAUUUGGUCUCUAUAUUUAUUUAACAAGACAGGGAACAAAUAUAUGUCAAUAUGCAGCAUAACAGAGGGAACUUGAAUGGCUGAAAUUAUCUUUAAUUAUCUAGAGUUACUCAGUACCAGUCCGGAAUAAGUUUAAUCUUGCAGCCUCAUGUUACCAUAUUUCAUAUUAGCUUGUAAAUGCUAUUAUAGCUCCUUAUCAAAAAUUUUGAUAACUUAAGCAAAAAUCAGUAAAACCAUGCAUUUGUCCUUUGAAGCAUCUGAUGGGGUGCCUGCAGGUGUGAAUUUUAUAGAUCCCUAGAAUAACUAUUCAGUUGAGUUAGAAAGCCAAACACUGCCAUAAUCACCAGGUGAGCUCUUUUUUCCCUAUCAGUUUUCUCAUUUGUUUUAUUCUAAACUGUUUAAAUAGUUUGAAUAGUUUUCUAGGUGAUGAAACUAUGUAUGUAGUGAAAAUGUACCUGUUUUAUAAAUAAAGAUAAAAAAUUGUCUUGAAAA
Molecule: messenger RNA, 5899 nt
Organism: Marmota monax (woodchuck)
Lineage: Eukaryota; Metazoa; Chordata; Mammalia; Rodentia; Sciuridae
Gene: Slx4ip
Product: SLX4 interacting protein
Exons: 10
Coding region: 398-1594 (398 amino acids)
Source: RefSeq, a predicted model, not a curated record